Molecule: messenger RNA, 1471 nt
Organism: Dicentrarchus labrax (European seabass)
Lineage: Eukaryota; Metazoa; Chordata; Actinopteri; Moronidae
Gene: ctsla
Product: cathepsin La
Exons: 8
Coding region: 133-1143 (336 amino acids)
Biological process (GO): immune response
Cellular component (GO): lysosome
Molecular function (GO): cysteine-type endopeptidase activity
Source: RefSeq, a predicted model, not a curated record
CAAGGAAUGGACCAAUCAGAGAGCGCGGUGGGGCGUUAUUCUGCUGCCAUACGGGCCUUUAUAAACUUUGUCUACCUCGACCCAGGAGUUAUUUUCUCCUCCUUCGUCUCCAACAAUACAUAGGAAGCAACAAUGCUGCCUCUAGCAGUGUUAGCCGUGUGCCUGAGUGCAGCCCUCUCAGCCCCCAGCCUGGACCCACAGCUGGACGACCACUGGGACCUGUGGAAGAGCUGGCAUACAAAGAAGUAUCAUGAGAAGGAGGAGGGCUGGAGGAGAAUGGUGUGGGAGAAGAACCUGAAGAAGAUUGAGCUGCACAACCUGGAGCACUCCAUGGGCAAACACACCUACCGUCUGGGCAUGAACCACUUUGGAGACAUGACUCACGAGGAGUUCAGGCAGCUCAUGAACGGCUACAAGCUCAAAGCAGCGAGGAAGUUCAGUGGGUCUCUGUUCAUGGAGCCCAACUUCCUGGAGGCCCCCCGUUCUGUGGACUGGAGGGAUAACGGCUACGUCACUCCCGUUAAGGACCAGGGUCAGUGUGGCUCUUGCUGGGCCUUCAGCACCACCGGAGCUCUGGAGGGUCAGCACUUCAGGAAGAGCGGCAAACUGGUGUCGCUGAGUGAGCAGAACCUGGUGGACUGCUCCAGGCCCGAGGGCAAUGAGGGUUGCAACGGAGGUCUGAUGGACCAGGCCUUCCAGUACGUGAAGGACAACCAGGGCCUGGACUCUGAGGACUCUUAUCCUUACCUGGGAACAGAUGACCAGCCAUGUCACUACGACCCCAACUAUAACUCUGCCAACGACACUGGAUUCGUCGACAUCCCCAGCGGCAAGGAGCACGCUCUGAUGAAGGCAGUGGCCGCCGUGGGACCCGUCUCAGUUGCCAUUGAUGCCGGGCACGAAUCCUUCCAGUUCUACCAGUCAGGAAUCUACUAUGAGAAGGAGUGCAGCAGCGAGGAGCUGGACCAUGGUGUGCUGGUGGUCGGUUAUGGCUUCGAGGGACAGGAUGUGGACGGCAAGAAAUACUGGAUUGUGAAGAACAGCUGGAGUGAAAAGUGGGGCGACAAAGGCUACAUCUACAUGGCUAAAGACAGAAAGAACCACUGUGGAAUUGCGACAGCAGCCAGUUAUCCUCUCGUCUAACUUUUGCACAGUUCCACUAGUUAGCACCAUAGUGUUUUUUUAUUGCAAUAGUUCGGCUGAAGAGGAGGAACGAGGCUUCGUUCAGCGCGACACGUUGAGAGGAGAUUCUGUGAUGUCUGAGAAAAACACUGUUGUUUUUAGGGAAAUGGCGCCAUUUUGUUUUGGCUGGUUGUAUGCCACUUUAUGAAAAGAUUUUAGUUUUAGUGUGUUUUAUUCCUUGUAAAUAUAUGUAUGCUACUUGGUAAGUGAUAUGUUAACACUUGCUUCGGUCAUUGUAAAUGAUUUUUUUUCUACUUUUACUGUGAUCAAUUAAAGUUGUGAAACACUA